AUGGCAGGCCUGUCUCCUUACUCGAAGAAGCACAAGGUGACGGUGAUAGGGUCGGGGAACUGGGGCUCCUCGAUCUCUAAGAUGGUCGCCGAAAAUACGGCUGCUCACCCGGAGCUGUUCGAGAAGGAGGUGAACAUGUGGGUGUAUGAGGAGAAGAUCGAGAUCCCAAAGUCCUCGAAGCAUUAUAGGGAAUCCUCACCUCUCUGCAAAGGCGAACAGAACUUGACGGAAAUCAUAAACCAGCUUCACGAGAACAUCAAGUACCUGCCAGACAUUACUCUGCCAGAUAACCUGCGCGCCAACCCUUCCCUCGUCGACUCAGUCAAGGACUCGUCGAUAUUGGUCUUCAAUCUGCCCCAUCAAUUCAUCAGUGGUGUCUGCAAGAGCCUCAAGGGCCAUAUUCUCCCCUAUGCCCGUGGAAUAUCCUGCAUAAAGGGUGUGCAUGUCGAUGAGGAAGGGGUCAGUUUAUUCUCUGAGACCAUUGGCAAGCAGCUGGGGAUCUACUGUGGUGCCUUGUCCGGAGCCAACAUUGCCUCUGAGGUCGCAAAGGAACUCUACUCUGAGACCACAGUCGCAUACGAUCCCCCACAUAUGGAUUCCAAGGCACCCACGCCACAGACGGGGUCACCAUCCUCUUCUGCCGUGAAUCUCUCCGAGUUUAAGCACAAGGAUAGCUCAGGCAACCUUUCCAAAGUCAAGCUACGACCAAUGCCCUCUGAAUUUCCACCAGUUGAUCACUCUCUUCUGAAAACUCUUUUCCACCGGCCAUACUUCCAUGUUCGUGUUGUUGACGACGUUGCCGGCGUUUCCCUUGGUGGUGCAUUGAAGAACAUCGUCGCUCUCGCGGCCGGAUAUGUCGAUGGUCUCGGCUGGGGUGACAAUGCCAAAGCCGCGGUCAUGAGAGUCGGCCUUCUGGAGAUGGUGAAAUUCGGCACGACGUUCUUCAGCCACUCUGUCAACGCUGAGACCUUCACAGUCGAAUCGGCUGGCGUUGCAGAUUUGAUUACCUCUUGCAGUGGAGGACGUAACUUCAGAUGCGCCAAGUACAGUGUUGAACGCAAGCUGCCGAUCGAAGAAGUCGAGAAGCAGGAGCUGAAUGGACAGAAACUACAGGGUACUCUAACGGCCGUAGAAGUCAACAACUUCCUUAAAAAACAGGGGCUAGAGGAUGAAUACCCUCUUUUCACUGCUGUGAAUAGUAUCUUGAAGGGCGAGGCCAAAGUGGAAGAUAUCCCCAGUCUCAUCGAGCCGAAAUAG
Messenger RNA from Microsporum canis CBS 113480, 1257 nucleotides. Its product is annotated as glycerol-3-phosphate dehydrogenase. Gene Ontology annotation, cellular component: cytosol; nucleus; glycerol-3-phosphate dehydrogenase (FAD) complex. The transcript has 3 exons. Bases 1 to 1257 code for a protein of 418 amino acids. Lineage: Eukaryota; Fungi; Ascomycota; Eurotiomycetes; Onygenales; Arthrodermataceae. Gene Ontology annotation, biological process: glycerol-3-phosphate catabolic process; carbohydrate metabolic process. Gene Ontology annotation, molecular function: glycerol-3-phosphate dehydrogenase [NAD(P)+] activity; NAD binding. The record is from RefSeq and is a predicted model, not a curated record.